Nicotiana attenuata is the source of this 954-nucleotide messenger RNA. RefSeq lists its product as uncharacterized. Lineage: Eukaryota; Viridiplantae; Streptophyta; Magnoliopsida; Solanales; Solanaceae. The transcript has a single exon. Bases 1 to 954 code for a protein of 317 amino acids. Gene Ontology annotation, molecular function: catalytic activity. The record is from RefSeq and is a predicted model, not a curated record.
AUGAAGAUAGUGACAUGGAAUGUGAGGGGUUUUAAUAAGGUUCAUAAGCAAAAGGAGAUGAAAAUUUUCUUGGAAAAACAAAAAAUCAAUCUUAUAGCAAUAGUUGAGCAUAGAGUACAGAAUGCUAAAGAAAAGGAGGUCAUAAAUAAAUGUGCACCAGGCUGGAGUUGGUGCUCAAAUAGUAAGGCUACUGAAAGAGGUAGAAUUUGGAUUCUCUGGGAUGCAAAUAGUAUUCAAUUCACUAUGUUGCAAUCUCAUACUCAAUAUAUUCAUGGUAUAAUAAAAAAUAAUAGCUCCAGCAAGCAAUUUGCGUUUACAGCUAUAUAUGGACUGCAUACUGCUGCUCAUAUGUGUGAUAUGUUGGAAGAACUAAGGAAAAUUGAUUCACAGAUGGAUAGUCCUUGGCUGCUCACGGGGGACUUUAAUGCAGUAUUGGACAAAGAAGACAGGGUAAAUGGUACAGAAAUACAGGAUAAUAAAAUCAAGGACUUUAGAGCUCUAAUGGAGGAUUGCAGGUUAAAUGAACUAAGAACUGUGGGAAGAACCUACACAUGGACAAACAACUAUGUGUUUAGUAGAAUUGAUAGAGCUAUUGUAAAUGCACAUUGGAUGAUGAAUAUGCCACCAUUGCAAGUCUGUGUGAUGGAUCCUCAUUUCUCUGAUCACUCUCCUUUAUGUAUAGAGGUGGAGACUGGAAUGGAGUAUAAAGGGAGACCUUUCAAGUUUUUUAACUGUUUCACUGAGCAUCCAGAGUUUGAAGAAAUAAUAAGAAGCAGAUGGGAAAAGGAGAAUAGUACUAUGAAGGAUAUAUGGUGUAAUUUGAAGCAGAUUAAAGAAGAGAUGAAAAGGUUAAACAAGAGAGAAUUUUCCAAUACAAUAAAGAAGGUGCAGCAGUUAAGGGAAGAAUUAGCAAACAUUCAAGCACGGAUGAGAACAACUAAACACAGCAGCUGA